This is a messenger RNA of Protopterus annectens (West African lungfish), 3069 nucleotides long. RefSeq names its product opioid related nociceptin receptor 1 (gene OPRL1). NCBI's taxonomy places the organism in Eukaryota, Metazoa, Chordata, Ceratodontiformes, Protopteridae. The record is from RefSeq and is a predicted model, not a curated record. Gene Ontology annotation, cellular component: membrane; neuron projection. Gene Ontology annotation, molecular function: neuropeptide binding; nociceptin receptor activity. The transcript is spliced from 4 exons. Bases 1154 to 2266 code for a protein of 370 amino acids. Gene Ontology annotation, biological process: sensory perception of pain; neuropeptide signaling pathway.
GCAGGCUUAUUAUAUAUUCGCUCCACGAGUACUUUGAUGAGAUAUACGUUCAACGAACGGGCGGUGCAGGCUUAAAGUCUGAUAGGGGUCCUAGAAUCACAAGCACCAAGUGAGGGCAGUGAUGCAUGACAGAGGCAGGACACUUGCUCCGGUGGUGGUAAUAUCGUUAGUAAAUGAAUGACAGCAAGGUGAAUCGCUUCCCUAAAACACCAAGGCGGCUUUUGUAGUUCAGCAAUGAAUCCCAUCCGGAGCCCUCCGCGCCUAAUGCGCACAUCUUGCGCCCAUAUCCUAAUCUAUCCAACUAGUUGUAUUUUCUGUAAAGGCAGAUUUUUGUUGCAUCUGGGAAAGAGGGGUGUUGGCUCUGAAAUACAGCGGCAUUAUAGUGGUACCUGCUAUAUUUUCUUAUUUUAUAUUCUGUUGUGAAAUGAAGUUGAGGGUAAUCACAGGCAGAAGCUAUAUUUACAGUUUUCGUGUUUCAGUGUUACCCUACUAAACUUAGCAGCGAUCUUCCUAAUUGAAGGAGGUCGCAGGAGUCAGCAACUCUAAAUAUUAAUACUAAUGAAAAAAAAAAUAGAAAGGGGGAGGGUGAUGCUGGACAGACAAAGCAAGUCGUAAGUUAAAGGUAAUAAAAGAUGGUCACAUUCAGACAGGGUGCCUCCUGACGCAAGGACCUGGAAGGGUAAGGGGGCACUUCACACAGUAAGUACCCGAAAGAGACUGUCCACCCAAAACACCGGAGCAGCUGUGAAUCUUGUUUUCUCCCGCCCCCAACACAGCCACACACUGCAACAACCCCCCCUGAAAACAUACAUUCCCGUCCCCCCUGUCCGCUCAGCCUCAGACUCCUGUAAGUUGUCUUGCCUGUCUGGAUGGUACAUUCGGAUGGAUACUGUGCUUUGGCUCUGAGUUGCGAUUUCCCAGCAGCAUAACAGUGGGUUUACAGAGUUGGGUGAUGUUUCUAGCACAUGCAUUUAUAAAUCUGCUUUAUAAUGAACCCUGCUUGCUCUAGAGACGGGAAUGGUUAUAGACUGAUGCACUAACUGGAUGUAGGGAACAGGACCACAUUCGCCCAAGCCUCCAGUCUGCGUCCAGACGUGCUGCCAUUAAUUUGUGUUCCCCUCCUUCGCUGCAUCGUAGCAAAUUCUUCUCCGUGAUGGAUCUGGAUCCCAUGGCGAUAUUAAGGGACCCCAAGUUUAGUAAACUGCUGGCGAACUCUUCAUCUUUGCUUAAACUGAAUGCCUUUCCUAACGGGUCGUGGCCCUUCAACGACACUUCGGGGAACGAGUUCCUGCCCCUCAGUAUCAAGGUUACGAUCGUUGUGGUGUAUCUGAUCGUCUGCAUCGUGGGGCUGGUGGGCAACUGCCUGGUCAUGUAUGUAAUUGUCAGAUACACAAAGAUGAAGACAGCUACGAACAUUUAUAUCUUCAACAUGGCAUUGGCUGAUGCUCUUGUCCUUAUUGCAGUACCCUUCCAGGGUACGGACACUAUCCUUGGAUUCUGGCCAUUUGGCAAUGCACUGUGUAAGAUGGCUAUUUCCAUCGACUAUUACAACAUGCUCACAAGCAUAUUCACACUGACCAUGAUGAGUGUUGACCGCUACAUUGCCAUCUGUCACCCUGUGAAGGCACUAGAUAUCCGCACACCUCACAAGGCCAAAGUUGUGAACAUCUGCAUUUGGCUGCUGGCAUCACUGAUUGGCAUUCCAGCCUUGGUGCUGGGUUCUACUGAAACAGAACACAAUGAAAUAGAAUGCUUAGUCCAACUCCCUGAACCAGAAAAUUACUGGGAGCCCGUGUUUGGAAUCUGCAUCUUCCUCUUCUCAUUUCUCAUCCCUGUUGUUAUAAUUAUUAUCUGUUACAGCCUCAUGGUCAGGAGGCUGAAAAAUGUCCGAGUCCUUUCUGGCUCAAAGGAGAAGGACCGUAAUCUUCGUCGCAUCACAAGGAUGGUGUUAGUGGUAGUAGCAGUGUUUAUUCUGUGCUGGACACCCAUCCAGAUAUUUGUUUUAGUGCAAUGCCUUGGAGUCAAGCCAGACAGCGAGACAAAAGUAGUCAUCAUGCAUUUCUGCAUUGCUUUGGGGUACGUCAACAGCAGUCUGAACCCCGUCCUCUAUGCUUUUCUUGAUGAAAAUUUUAAGGCCUGCUUCAAGAAAUUCUGUUUCCCCUCCACUUUUAAGACAGAGCUACAGAUGUCAAAUCGAAUGUGUAGCAUUGCAAAGGAUGUCGCCUAUGCCUGUAAGACAUCAGAGGGGACUAAUAACCAUGCAUGACUAGGCGUGGAACUGCCCAUGACUGGAAUGGGCCAGCCGAACCAAUCAAGCCAGAGCGCAGAGCUGACUCAGAUAACUGCACUAUAGCCAUCACAUUUAUAGCAUUGUGGUCUUGCCUUUAAAAAAGUGCAUUGCUUCAUGGGAAAUAAUUAGCAAACAUUGACUAGUUGUUUGCAGAAAACUGACUUUCUUUAUUGCUGAAAUGUCAGCAUAUUUAUGAUAUUGCUGCUAAGGCCCACUCAUCAGAAUUAUUCAUAUGUUUAAUUAUCUUAGAAUUAAUUUAUCUGUUAAAGACAAACACACAGAAAAGUGUGGAUUUAAGGUCCAGGCCAUGACUGAUAUCUGUCUAUAUAUAUAUAUUUUUUUUUUUUUCACUCCUAAUGUAGUGCCAAAGGGACAUAGAAGUCAAAGCAUGCCUCUGGCUUAAAUGAGGUGUGCACUCUUUUGCCCACAUUGUAUUAUAGCAGGAAGUCCUGGAAUAAAAGAAGUGUCCUGGAAUGAAUACAGAUAUAUAUAUUCAGACAUUGCAGCUUAUAUGACAUUGUCUUCGUAACGGAUAUCAUCUCUACAGCCUUCUUCUCUAACUGCUGACUGUAGGCACAGUGAGAGCCAAUGUAUAUUAUUUUAUAUGAUAAUUGUUCAGUAAUGUAAAAUGUUGCACUUUCAGUGAAAUAAGUAAAAAAAAGCUUAAUUUCUUAGAGAGUAAGCUGGUUUCCUUCUCAAUUAUUUUUUUUCAAAACAAAUGUAUAUGUGUAAGAAAUUAAGCAUACUAUGUUUUUAAUAAAAUCAGGUUCCUGAUAAAA